This is a messenger RNA of Fukomys damarensis (Damara mole-rat), 2580 nucleotides long. RefSeq names its product small nuclear RNA activating complex polypeptide 5 (gene Snapc5). Lineage: Eukaryota; Metazoa; Chordata; Mammalia; Rodentia; Bathyergidae. The transcript is spliced from 3 exons. The coding region runs from base 1199 to 1636 and encodes 145 amino acids. The record is from RefSeq and is a predicted model, not a curated record. Gene Ontology annotation, cellular component: nucleus. Gene Ontology annotation, biological process: transcription by RNA polymerase II; transcription initiation at RNA polymerase III promoter.
UGGGUGGGGGUGACAAAGCUAACCUCACUCAGGAUCUGCCUGCCCCAGCCUCCCAAGUUGCUGGAUGACAGGUGUGUGCUACCACAUCUGGCCAGAUUCCAGCCUUUCAUUUGCCCUAAAAUGUAACCUUGGUUGCAUCCCUCAUCCAUCCAUUUGAAUGGAAGAGGGAUUUGUGAAUUAUUUCCAUAAAAAUAAGUCUCGGAAUUCUAGUCAGCAAGAAAGCUUGAAGUUCAUAAAAGAUAAGAUAUUUACGGUGAUCUUAGGUGGUUAAUUGCGUGCAGUUUGAAGGUGCUGGUAAAUUCAGUGGUUGGGCUGAGGGUGUAACUCAGCUGCACAGCACCUUGUUUGGCAAUUGCAAGGUCAAUCCCCCCACCCCAAAAAAUCUGAUGGUAACUCAAGUGUCACCUGAAGAUAGGUAACAGCUGGAGAACUCAUUGUCUAACGUGUGUGGUCAUGGUCUGAAAAAGUCCAGAAAGUUUCACGGGUAUUUUAGUUUGCCUUGCUGGUGGGUGUUUUAACAAAGCUUGGAGGAACUGUUUAUGAAGUGUUGCCUAAACUAUCUUAGGGCUUUUGGCCCCCUUCUUGUGGAUCUCCCACCCUAGAAUUGCCUCAUGCUUUUGCUGUGAACCCUUGGCUGCUCAGUCAAAUGAAAGUUGACAGCCUUCGCUUCUCCAGGGCCAGGUUUGAGUUCCUCAGUAAGGACUUGACAGUGGCAGUCCAUAAACACGGCCACCUCCUGUCUAGGACAGGGAAGCCAGUAUGGGGGGGGCAUAUUUAUCUGCCUAACUAGAGUUAAGGUCCCGGAGUUUUGUCCUAGAAGCUGGUUUUGCUGCCUGCUUUCACGUCUUCUGCAGGCUUUGUGAAUCAAAAAAAAAAAAAAAAACUCGCUCUCAUUAGAAGUGAGAUGGACUAGUAUUGCUCGAAACUCCCGGGGUGUACUAGUUUUCUCUAAGACGGCUAUCAGGUCCCUUAGAAGCUUUAGGAGACAUCACUCCAGUGUCCAGGUGUUUUGUACCCUGGAAAGAGCCCUCCGUAAACCAGCUGCGCCGUUACCCAGCGAUACCACGUGCUGAGGGAAGCCCUUCCGCCUUCCAACAUGGCCGCCAGUCCCGCUUCCGCGCAUGUCUGCGAGGCAAUGGUGAUUGCGUCAUCACGGCGCGCGCACCGGCUUCACAGGGCUGCGGCGAGCUAAGAAACCAUGCUGAGCCGGCUCCAGGAGCUACGCAAGGAGGAGGAGACCCUGCUACGGCUGAAAGCGGCUUUGCACGACCAGCUGAACCGCCUCAAGGUUGAAGAAUUAGCCCUCCGAUCCAUGAUCAGUUCUACAGAUGAAGAUGGGAAGGUCUCUUCUAAUGCUGCAGCUCAACAGUCACAGGAUAUGUUGGUGCACGUAGACAAUGAGGCAUCGAUCAACCAGACUGCGCUGGAGCUGAGCAUGCACAGCCAUAUGAUGGAGGAAGAGGAAGAAGAAGAAGAAAGAAGAAGAAGAAGAAGAAGAAGAAGAAGAAGAAUCAGAUUCCUGAAGGGUCUGGUCUCUGGGUUAGUUACAUAUAUUAAAUCUCUGGGUUGCAGACACUCUGGUCAUAGAGGUCAUCUGCGUGGGCCCUUGGCCUACUUGAAAGAAAAAGAACUGUAGGAGGACGUGUAGUGCGCAGGUGGCCACAGAACCCAUGAUAACUGGGGCUUCAGACUGGUGUGUGAAAAUUAGUGACAGCAAAUCUGGGCUGGGCAUGUAGCUCAGUGGUAGAGCACUUGCCAUGUGUGUGUGGACGGCGCCUGGGUUCAGUCCCUGGUACUGAGGAGAAAAACUGACAUGGAAAAUGAGAGAUGUGAUGUCUUAACUUAGAGCCAUUUGGAUGGUACAGUGUCUGUAAUCUGGUCAGACUUAGUGUCCCGUGUUAAAAACAAAUCUCUUCUGAAAUACUAUUAAAAAGGCUGCCAUUUGCAAAAAGGGCAGAGUUCAAAUACAAGCUGGCCUUUCCAGGAACAAUACCUCUAUUAAGAAAACCAGUUGAAGGGCCGGAGAUUUAGUUCAGUGGUUCAGUGGCCUGCCUUGCAAGCACAAGGACCCGAGUUCAAUCCCCGGUACCAAAAAAGGAAAAAAGAAAACCAGUUGAGGGCUGUCUGCUGUUGUCAUGCCUGUGAGCAGCUUUAGCUUUGGGUGAGACAAGAGGGAGGGCAGAGUGCACAGGCUGCUGCCACCUCAGGCAUGGGAACACUGUCCUCCUCGUACACACAUACGCUGCUUGAGUGCUGCGUGACCCCUGGGUGGGGAAAAGGUGCUCAGAGGUAAAUUAGAGUCCAGCAGCAGUCUUAGAACUCACUGGUGUCCAGACAGAGAAAAAAAGCAGCAGUUCCUGAGAAGAGCAGGAAGCUGCAGACCUGCUUCUGACCCUUACAAAAGAAAUGGGCCAUUAAAGAAAAAAUGCCUAUGGGUGGGAAAUUUGAAAUUUUAUAAUAAAAAGAUGACAGCUACAGAGGAAGAGUUGUUGAGACUUGUAUUUAAAGUUGAGAUUUAGCCAGGCAUGGUGGUGCAUGCUUGUAAUCCCAGUACUUAGGAGGCUGAGGCAGGAGGAUUGC